This is a messenger RNA of Eptesicus fuscus (big brown bat), 2830 nucleotides long. RefSeq names its product hexokinase domain containing 1 (gene HKDC1). Lineage: Eukaryota; Metazoa; Chordata; Mammalia; Chiroptera; Vespertilionidae. Gene Ontology annotation, molecular function: mannokinase activity; ATP binding; glucokinase activity. The record is from RefSeq and is a predicted model, not a curated record. Gene Ontology annotation, biological process: glycolytic process; glucose 6-phosphate metabolic process; intracellular glucose homeostasis. Gene Ontology annotation, cellular component: mitochondrion; cytosol. The transcript has 18 exons. Bases 1 to 2754 code for a protein of 917 amino acids.
AUGUUUGCGGUACACUUGUUGGCCUUUUACUUCACCAAGCUGAAGGAGGACCAGAUCAAGAAGGUGGACAGGUUCCUGUAUCACAUGCGGCUCUCCGACGAGACCCUUCGGGACAUCAUGGCGCGGUUCCAGGCUGAGAUGCAGAGGGGCCUGGGGAAGGACACCAACCCCACAGCCUCCGUGAAGAUGCUGCCCACCUUUGUCAGGGCCAUUCCCGACGGCUCAGAAAAUGGGGAGUUUCUUUCCCUGGAUCUUGGAGGAUCUAAGUUUCGAGUCUUGAAGGUACAAGUCUCUGAAGAGGGGAAACAAAAGGUCCAGAUGGAGAGUCAGUUCUACCCAACACCCAAUGAAAUCAUCCGUGGGAACGGCGCAGAGCUGUUUGAAUACGUGGCUGACUGUCUGGCGGAUUUCAUGAAGACCAAAGGGUUGACGCAUAAGAAAUUGCCCCUGGGCCUGACCUUUUCUUUUCCCUGCAGGCAGACUAAGUUGGAAGAGGGUGUCCUGCUUUCAUGGACCAAGAAGUUUAAGGCCCGGGGAGUCCAGGACACAGAUGUAGUGAGCUGUCUAACCAAAGCCAUGAAAAACCACAAGGACAUCGAUGUGGAUAUCCUGGCCUUGGUCAAUGACACCGUGGGAACCAUGAUGACCUGUGCCUAUGAUGACCCCUACUGUGAAGUUGGUGUCAUCAUUGGCACCGGCACCAACGCGUGCUACAUGGAGGACAUGAGCAACAUUGACCUGGUGGAAGGCGACGAGGGGCGGAUGUGCAUCAACACGGAGUGGGGGGCCUUUGGGGACGACGGGGCCCUGGAAGACGUCCGCACGGAGUUCGACCGGGACCUGGACCUCGGCUCUCUCAACCCGGGGAAGCAGCUGUUUGAGAAGAUGAUCAGCGGCCUGUACCUCGGCGAACUCGUCAGGCUCAUCCUGGUGAAGAUGACCAAGGCAGGCCUCCUGUUUGGCGGCAGGAAGUCCUCCAGUCUCCACACUAAGGGCAAGAUUGAAACACGGCACGUGGCGGCCAUGGAGAAGUAUAAAGAAGGCCUUGCCAACACACGGGAGAUCCUCACGGACCUGGGCCUGGAGCCCUCGGAGGCCGACUGCGUUGCGGUCCAGCACGUCUGCACCAUCGUCUCCUUCCGCUCGGCCAAUCUCUGUGCGGCGGCCCUGGCGGCCAUCCUGACUCGCCUCCGGGAGAAUAAGAAGCUGGUGCGGCUCCGGACCACGGUGGGCGUGGACGGCACCGUCUACAAGAUACACCCUCAAUACCCCAAACGCCUGCACAAGGUGGUGAGGAGACUGGUCCCGAACUGUGACGUCCGCUUCCUCCUGUCGGAGAGUGGCAGCACCAAGGGGGCGGCCAUGGUGACGGCGGUGGCCUCCCGCGUGCAGGCCCAGCGGAAGCAGGUGGACCGGGUGCUGGCUCUGUUCCGGCUGAGCCGAGAGCAGCUCGUGGGCGUGCGGGACAAGAUGCGGGCUGAGCUCGAGUACGGGCUGAAGAGGGCCACCCACCUGCGGGCCACCGUCAAGAUGCUGCCCACCUACGUCUGCGGGAUGCCGGACGGCACAGAGAGAGGAAAUUUCCUCGCCCUGGAUCUGGGGGGAACCAACUUCCGCGUCCUCCUGGUGAAGAUCAGAAGUGGCCGGAGGUCAGUGCGAAUGUACAACAAGAUCUUCGCCAUCCCUCUGGAGAUCAUGCAGGGCACCGGCGAGGAGCUGUUUGACCACAUCGUGCAGUGCAUCGCCGACUUCUUGGACUACAUGGGUCUCAAGGGAGCCCCGCUGCCUUUGGGCUUCACGUUCUCAUUUCCCUGCAGGCAGACAGGCAUCGAUAAGGCGACACUCAUUGAGUGGACCAAAGGCUUUAAGGCUACUGACUGUGAAGGGGAAGACAUGGUGGAUAUGCUCAGGGAAGCCAUCAAGAGGAGAAACGAGUUUGACCUGGACAUAGUUUCAGUUGUGAAUGACACAGUGGGGACCAUGAUGACCUGUGGCUAUGAAGACCCUAAUUGUGAGAUUGGCCUGAUUGCGGGAACGGGCAGCAAUAUGUGCUACAUGGAGGAGAUGAGGAACAUAGAGGUGGUGGAAGGGGACGAAGGGAAGAUGUGCAUUAACACGGAAUGGGGAGGAUUUGGAGAUAACGGCUGCAUAGAUGACAUCCGGACCCAAUAUGACAAGGAGGUGGAUGAGGGGUCCUUGAAUCCCGGUAAACAAAGAUAUGAGAAAAUGACCAGCGGGAUGUACCUGGGGGAGAUUGUGCGGCAGAUCCUGAUUGACCUGACCAAGCAGGGUCUCCUCUUCCGGGGGCAGAUUUCAGAGCGUCUCCGGACCAGGGGCAUCUUUGAAACCAAGUUCCUGUCCCAGAUUGAAAGCGACCGGCUGGCCCUCCUCCAGGUGAGGAGGAUCCUGCAGCAGCUCGGCUUGGACAGCACGUGUGAGGACAGCAUCGUGGUGAAGGAGGUGUGUGGAGCCGUGUCCCGUCGGGCGGCCCAGCUCUGUGGCGCCGGCAUGGCUGCCAUCGUGGAGAAAAGGAGGGAAGACCAGGGGCUUGAGCACCUGAAGAUCACUGUGGGCGUGGACGGCACCCUGUACAAGCUGCACCCUCACUUUUCUUGGAUAUUGCAGGAAACUGUGAAAGAACUAGCUCCUAAAUGUGAUGUGACAUUCAUGCUAUCAGAAGAUGGGAGUGGAAAGGGAGCCGCUCUGAUCACUGCUGUGGCCAAGAGGUUGCAGCAGGCACAGAAGGAGAACUAGGAAGCUCUCGUGGUUGGGCCCAAUGCGCCUUGGAUACCGACAAGCCUUCCUUCUGGCAGAUGAGUGGAUCAGGGAC